AUGAUACUGGAAGCUAACGACUCGCUCUUUGGACCGUUAUUCAAGAGGCAUUCUCAUUCGCAUUCAGAGGAGCCCGAGGAGUGUCCCACCGAGAACGAGUAUGAUGGCAGCGAUGGUAUUCGUAUAUUAUCUGUUUUCAUAAUUCUGUUGGCAUCCGCCAUUGGUACCUUCUUCCCUAUGUUGGGAUCACGGUUUAGCCGUGUGCGUCUGCCCACCUGGGCCUUUUUUUUUGCCAAAUACUUCGGUUCAGGUGUCAUCGUUGCCACAGGGUUCAUUCACUUAUUACUUCAUGGACAUGAGAGUUUGAGUAAUCCAUGUUUGGGUGGCGUUCUGUCUGAGUACCCCUGGGCUUUUGCCAUCUGUAUGAUGUCCCUAUUCACAUUGUUCUUCGUCGAAAUUAAUAGUCAUCAUUUUGUCAACAAGGCUGCUCGCAGCACGGCUGUUGCGGUUGCCGGGGACGAGAAGAGCAUUAAAGAAGACGAAUCAACAGAAGACACACCGCCGAAGCCAAAUACUGCUGUCAGUGGAGCGAAUUCCGCUGUAGUCAGUCAGCAUUUUGCGCAUGAUGAAUGCCACCAGGAUUUAGAGCAGGCUAAGAGUCUAGCCGCUGACCCAAACAGAGAGCAAUACCUGAACCAGUUGAUCAGUCUUUUCAUUUUGGAAUUCGGUGUUGUGUUCCACUCUGUUCUGAUUGGGCUUUCGCUUGCGGUCACUGCGGAAGAUCAUUUCACUACGUUGUUUGUUGUCCUUAUUUUCCAUCAGAUGUUUGAAGGCAUGGGGUUGGGUGCCCGUAUCGCUGAAACUGAGUGGGGUGUGCAUCGGAAGUGGACCCCUUGGCUCCUUGGCCUGGGCUACUGCUUGUCCACCCCCAUCGCCAUCGCCAUCGGUCUCGGGGUCAGACACUCCUUUGCUCCAGAAUCGAGGCCCUCCUUGAUAGUUAACGGAGUCUUUGACUCUCUAUCCGCCGGUAUUUUGCUGUACACUGGUCUGAUUGAACUGAUGGCCCAUGAAUUCUUGUUUUCCAACUCCUUCAAAGGAGAGGGUGGUUUCAACAAGAUGAUGCAGGGCUUCGUGUACAUGUGUCUCGGAGCAGGUCUCAUGGCGCUCUUAGGGAAGUGGGCCUGA
Eremothecium gossypii ATCC 10895 is the source of this 1125-nucleotide messenger RNA. RefSeq names its product low-affinity Zn(2+) transporter ZRT2 (gene ZRT2). Gene Ontology annotation, cellular component: plasma membrane. The record is from RefSeq and is marked provisional. Gene Ontology annotation, biological process: zinc ion import across plasma membrane. Gene Ontology annotation, molecular function: low-affinity zinc ion transmembrane transporter activity. The coding region runs from base 1 to 1125 and encodes 374 amino acids. NCBI's taxonomy places the organism in Eukaryota, Fungi, Ascomycota, Saccharomycetes, Saccharomycetales, Saccharomycetaceae. The transcript has a single exon.